Fusarium subglutinans is the source of this 312-nucleotide messenger RNA. Its product is annotated as dimeric dihydrodiol dehydrogenase. The record is from RefSeq and is a predicted model, not a curated record. The transcript has a single exon. The coding region runs from base 1 to 312 and encodes 103 amino acids. NCBI's taxonomy places the organism in Eukaryota, Fungi, Ascomycota, Sordariomycetes, Hypocreales, Nectriaceae. Gene Ontology annotation, molecular function: nucleotide binding.
AUGCCAGAACAGACUGACCUUCCAUCCAUUUAUGGAAGCUAUAAUCAGGCUUACCAAGACCCCAAUGUUGAUAUCAUCUACAUCGGAACUCCCCAUGGCUUCCACAAGAAGAACUGUCUCGAUGCUAUUUCGCACGGGAAACACGUGCUAUGCGAGAAGGCUUUUACUCUCAAUGCUAGAGAGGCAAGAGAGGUUCUGGAUGCAGCCAAGAAGAAGGGCGUGUUUAUCAUGGAGGCAAUGUGGACUCGCUUCUUUCCUCUGGUUAAAUCUCUCCAGAAGAUCAUCCAUGAGACAAGGCUGUUGGCGAUGUAG